This is a messenger RNA of Vidua macroura (Pin-tailed whydah), 4394 nucleotides long. It is a transcript of the gene SFRP1, whose product is annotated as secreted frizzled related protein 1. Gene Ontology annotation, molecular function: Wnt-protein binding. Lineage: Eukaryota; Metazoa; Chordata; Aves; Passeriformes; Viduidae. Gene Ontology annotation, biological process: canonical Wnt signaling pathway; negative regulation of canonical Wnt signaling pathway; non-canonical Wnt signaling pathway. Bases 37 to 972 code for a protein of 311 amino acids. The transcript has 3 exons. The record is from RefSeq and is a predicted model, not a curated record.
CGGUGCCGUCGGGGCCACCGUCGGCGGGUCUUGGCGAUGGGCAGCGCGGGGGGGCCCGGUGGGGCCGCCCUGCGUGCCUUGGUGUCGGUGGCCGCCGGGCUGCUGGCCUGCGGCGUGGCGAGCGAGUACGACUAUGUCAGCUACCAGUCAGACCUGGGCCCUUACCCCGGCGGGCGCUUCUACGCCAAACCCCACCAGUGCGUGGCCAUCCCUGCCGACCUGCGGCUUUGCCACAGCGUGGGCUACGACAAGAUGGUGCUGCCCAACCUGCUGGACCACGAGACCAUGGCCGAGGUGAAGCACCAGGCGAGCAGCUGGGUGCCACUGCUCAACAAGAAUUGCCACAUGGGUACCCAGGUCUUCCUCUGCUCCCUCUUUGCCCCCGUCUGCCUGGACCGGCCGGUCUACCCCUGCCGCUGGCUCUGCGAGGCCGUGCGUGACUCCUGUGAGCCUGUCAUGCAGUUCUUUGGCUUCUUCUGGCCAGAGAUGCUCAAGUGUGACCAGUUUCCCCAGGAUGACGUCUGCAUUGCUAUGACAGCUCCCAAUGCCACCGAGGUCUCCAGGCCCAAAGGAACGACUGUGUGUCCCCCUUGUGACAAUGAGAUGAAGUCAGAGGCCAUUGUGGAGCACCUGUGUGCCAGCGAGUUUGCUCUUAAGAUGACCAUAAAGGAAGUGAAGAAGGAGAAUGGGGACAAGAUGAUCAUUCCACGGAAGAGGAAGGCACUGAAGCUGGGGCCCAUCCGGAAGAAGAACCUGAAGAAGCUGGUGCUGUUCCUAAAAAAUGGGGCAGACUGUCCCUGCCAUCAGCUGGACAACCUCAGCCACUACUUCCUCAUCAUGGGCCGCCAGGUGAAGACCCAGUACCUGUUGACAGCCAUCUACAAGUGGGACAAGAAGAACAAAGAGUUCAAGAAGUUUAUGAAGAAGAUGAAAUCACCCGACUGCCCGACGUUUCCGUCCGUGUUCAAGUGAUGUGCUGGGUGGCGGGAGAGCCACCGGGACCUGCGCAGUCGGGCACGGCGGCUUGGUCUCGCUGCUCUGCAGCAGGGAUGCUGGAGCCCAGCCCUCCUGCUCCUCCAUCCUGCUCCUCAGAGCUCCCUCACUGAUCUCAGCCCUCCCACAUCCUUGGCCUGAUCGCCUGGGCACGCGCUGCCUGUGCUCCGAGCAGUCGCUGAGGUCACACACGAUUUACGUCUGCAUUGUCUAAAGACCUGUUAUUGUACAGAUAUGUACAACCAUUGAAAUAGCAGCUGUCAGGUAAAGAGGGCAAGCAGAGGGGUGUGAGUGAUGUUAAGAGCUUGCAUGCUUGCAGAAAGGACCCUCAUGACCACGUCACUCCUGUCUUCAAGGCUGCAGGAUUGCCCUGAAUUCCUGUAUGAACCAGAGCUGGCUGAUUAGACAGAGAUCCUAUCUUCAUGAUCAAAAUUAAUAAAUGAGUAGUGGAGAACCCAUUACAACCUCUGAUAAGAAUUCCUAAUAGCUAAUUGCCCUCACUGUAAAAAAUAUCCCAUUAUAGUCUUAACCUGCUUAGUUUAAGCCUUAACCCUGACUCCUUGUGGUGCCUUGUUGGGCUGGAGCCCUCCCUUACCAGCAUCUCUCGUAGUGUCUCCCUGGGUGCCUGCCUUGGCAUCUGCUCUGCCAGCUGAGCCCCUUUUGCCCAGUGCUGUGCUGCACCCAGGUAGCCUUUGAGUCUGCACUGUGCCCAGUGUCUUGGUGCACUGGCAGGGGCAGAGGGGGCUCUGUGCCUCACCUGUGCCUUUGGCCUUGUGCAAGCCCCUGUCUCAGCAGCGUUCAGCUGAGAUCCCCCACCUGCGUGUGGCAGUUUCCGUGCACAGCUGGCGUGCCCAGACCUGUCAUUCCAUUUUGAGCCCGAGCAAAGGUUUGGUUGCUGGCCUGCCUGGGGCUUUGGCUGGGGGGAACUCAUGGCCAGCUCCUCCAGCUUGUGUCACUUCCUCACUUUACCAGUGAUGUUUUUAUAGUUCCUUUAGGCUGCUGGCAAAGUACCAGAGUGCAGAAGGCCAAGAACUUUUCCCUGAAGAGCACUGCAGGGAAUGUAUCGUCUCUGUCUUCCCCUCUUUGCUGUGGGACCCAUCAGUCUGGGGUUUUCUCUGUUUGAUCUAUGACAACUUGGCUCUCUAUCAUUAUGUCUUUUUUGCCGUAAUUGAAAUGUCAUGUUUGUAUGAUUUCAAAUAGCUUAUGAAAGACAAAGACUAUCUUACCCAAAUGACUACAUUUAUCAACCAAGCUGAAAUUCAUUAUUCUGUUAAUUGGACUGGUUCUCUUUUUCACAGACCCAUACCACUCUGUAUUCAUUAUCCUUCCUCCUUCCAUUUAGUAUUCUCAUCCAUAACCAAUACUCUAAGAGAAUGAAUAUCUGAUGUCUGAGAUAAUCCUGUUGUAUCACAGUUAAGUGAAAUAACAAAUCCUCAUUUUUGAGGUUUGAACCAAACCCCCUCAAAACUGGUAAAUUAAUUGUUCCUUAGCUUGGGAGUGGUGCUUAUUUCCCACAUGGGGACAGAGCCAUGGACUUGAUUGUAGAAGAAUUCUAUUAACAAGCCAAGUACUCUGAGGAAUGAUGUUUCACAGCUAACAGAGAGAUGGAUUUAAGAUGUGAACUUUGUAGAGUCUCCUUAGGUUGUCUUAGACCACCAUUUGUAGUAGUGUUGUUUCUUUAUUGCAAAAUUAAUCAUUGUAGAUAAUGUGCUUUAUUAGCGACAUAAAGAAAUAAAUAAACCAUGGGCUUUAACAUCACAGAUUGAUGAGGUGAAAUGAUGGAGAGGGCUGGCAAAUCCAGCCCUGUGGGGAAUGUUGUCAGGACAUGAUGAGCUGAAAGUGUGGCUCUCUGUGAGUGCCCACAGUGCCCCUAAAAGCCCCACUGGGACGGGGCAGGGACCCUCUGUCCCCGCUGCCUCACCUUCCUGAGCGCAGCACAGCAGAGGGUUGCCUGUGGCAGAGAGAAUGCUGCUGCUAAAAUUGCCAAAUGAAUCCAUCAAAUACGAUUCCCCCAAUCUCCCUUUUUAUAAAGAGAGGCUGUUUCCUAACCCUUUUGGGGCUGCUGCAGCAUGACUGGCUGUGGGUGUGCUCGGGGAGCCUGGCCUAGAGGCUGUCGAUGGUCUCAGGGCAUUGCAGCAGGCUGUCCAGGGAAGUGCUGGAGUCACCAGCCCUAGAAUGCUUCAAGAAAUGAUUAGAUGUGGCACAUUGGUUUAGUCGACAUGGUGGUGUUCAGCCAACAGUUGGACUCAAUGGUCUUGGAGGUCUUUUCCAACCUUUUUGAUUCCAUGAUUCUGUGAUUGCAUGCCCACUGGCAUGCAGCAGCUGUAGCAGGUUGCAGGGAGAGCAGGUGCCCUUCCUGGGAAGCUCCUGCUGCUUCAGCCAGCCCUGUCUGCAGCUCACAGGUGGUUUUAAUCAAAGUGAUUUUUUACCCACCUGUUGGGUGAGGAGCUGCUGAGAAUGUGCUGCAGCCCCAGCUGGGCAUUAGUGCAGGGGAAGGUUUAAGAGCUCGGGGUAAGCAACAAGUUCUUUCUGCAAUGCCUGAGACAUUGGCUGCAGCGGUUGUCACCACAAGACCAGGUAAGGUCAGUGCUGUGGAGCUGCUGCUUGGGGUCUGCUUUUCCCAGCUCAGAGCUGGUGCCUGGGGCAGUCUGAGAGCUGACCUGGGGCAGUUCAGGGCCUGGACUGAAUCUGGCUCUGCUUUGUGUCCCUGCAUUUCACUGCUGGUUCAUCUGUGGUCAUUCAACAAAGUGAGAGCAUCAGGUCGGUUUGAAGAGAUGCAGGAAGCCAGGCAGUGUGUUUGCUGAAAAUUUAUAGAAUCGAUUCCUUUACUAGCUUCUUGUAACUGGCAAAUCCUGAAGUAUUUUUUGGUCAUGUAAAAAGUGAGACUUGCAGUCAGACUGCUGCAUGUGGGUGCCUUUGUUGUCUUUAGAUUUCCUAUACUGCUCUCCAACAAGAAAAGUUUACUAAAACCUGAAGUGGGCUAAGUGUAAACUAUGGAGAAAGUACCCAAGAUCCUGGAUUGUGCCUGUGUGGAGUCAUGUGGAGCAAACAGAUGUUUACUGAAACAAGGAAGCACAAAAGUCUCCUUAAAACAGGCACCAUGUGUCUGGAGUAGUGUUCCCAGAACAGAGAGAUGGGUGUUUGUGCAGUUCACGGAUACACUUUACAUUUUAGAAUGUCAGAUGCUGAUUGUUAUGAUGAGUUCUGGUUUAAGUUACAAGCAUGUGUAUAAGUGCUCAGUCAUACUUUGUGCUGGGAGACACCCUCGGUUUUGGCCUGCUGUGGGGUGUCUGUGGGACAGUGAUGUGCCACCUCUGGGACACUCAGGCUUGCUACAGCCUGGGCUUGUUUGAAGUAUGAACCUUAAAUCCUAAAAUAAAAUAUGAUCCUUUUGUGACUCA